CGCCUGCGCGCUGUUGUUUCUUGGUACCUCCCUCACCUGCGGAGUGCGGCCGUUGCUAACGGCAAGUUGGUUAAGGAACAGGAAAGAUGCCGUUGGGUUUGAAAGCCAGGAGGAAGAACAAAUCUCGGGACAGCUCCGCCUUAGUGGACAACGAGGGGGAUCCGGCAUGGAGGGGCGGCAGUGCCGGUGCUGUUUCUCCCGAUGGCGUUGGACCCGGGCUCCCUGCGCCGCCGCCUCACGCCCGGCCCAAACUGGUCUUCCACACGCAGCUGGCGCACGGCAGCCCCACCGGCCGCAUCGAGGGCUUCUCCAAUGUCCGUGAGCUGUACGCCAAGAUCGGCGAGGUGUUCGGCAUCCCGGCCUCCGAGAUUCUUUUCUGCACAUUGAAUACUCACAGAAUUGAUAUGGACAAACUUCUUGGAGGACAGAUAGGCCUGGAAGACUUUAUUUUUGCGCACACAAAGGGCCUGAAGAAAGAAGUCGAUGUGUUUAAAGCAGAGGAUGCUCUGGGACUUACUAUAACUGACAACGGGGCAGGAUUUGCUUUUAUAAAAGUAGGUUUGAAUUCUAUACCCAAGCAAAUGGAGAAAGUAGCACUCGGUGAUAUAGUUUCAGGCCAGGAUGGUCAUAGGAGGCUGAGUGCUGACCAUAUAGAGGUUUAUAAAAUCAUGAGAGAGGUUGGACAAGGUUGGACAUUUUCCAUUCCCUUGUUAGAAGCGAUUGAACCUAGGUCACGAGGAGGCAGACCUGGUGGUGAAGCCAAGAUUGGUACGGGGAGGGGCACAUUACGAUUACGUUCAAAGGGGCCUGCAACUGUUGAAGAAUUGCCCACUGAAUUCGAAGAAAAGGCCAUCGGUAAAGUUGAUGAUUUGUUGGAAAGUUAUAUGGGUAUAAGGGAUACAGAGCUAGCUGCAACCAUGGUUGAGGUCGGAAAGGACAAGAAAAAUCCUGAUGAAUUUGCAGUGGCUCUGGAUGAAGCUCUUGGGGACUUUGCGUUUCCGGAUGAGUUUGUCUUUGACAUUUGGGGUGCAAUAGGUGAUGCAAAGAAGGGAAGACUUUAGUGCCAACGUUUCUGUAAAGAUCAGUGAACAGUGUUUGGAAACUCUUGGUUCACUGUUCCCUUUUUUAUGUCAAGUGAACAAUUAACUCAUGUAGAUUGAAAAUGGAAAGAAUGCCGUUUUAAUUGAAAUAAUUCAUUUGCCCUGUGACUGUUAAUUCACGCUAUUUCAGUUGAAUUUUAUCAAGUGCUUUUUUUGCUAAACUAGAAGACAGUAACCAUAAGUACAAGGCCAUAUAAAAUACAGCCAAUGAAAUGCAGCACUUUCCGUACUACACUCUGCCUGCAGUCCCCAAACACACUUCCCCCAAAUGACUUGCUGGGAAAGAGACAUGCAGAGCUGCCUUGACCAACUCUAGCACACACCCAAUUUUUCCAUGGGUAUUGAUUAAUUUUUCAGUUUUCCUCCUCUCGAUCCCUGGUGUCUGCUGGAGAUCAGCAUUCGAUACAAAUAUAAUGGAAGGUGACUGGGAUUAAGGUUACUUUAUGCUUACUCUCCCUCCACUUAUCAAUAAUCAAAGCAUUUAUAACCUAAUUGACCAUUUACUAAUGUUGUAAUUGGGUAAAGUUAAUAAUGCGAGCAGGAUAGAUAUAAUUAAAAUAAGAAAUUACAGCUAUAGAUGUAUUCCGUACUUAGCUUGUCUAAAAGGGAGUAUAUGAAAUUUAUGAAACUCUGGCUUGGUGCUGAUUGUAGCAUUCUGAGAUGCUGAAUGAAGGGUACAAUGUGGCAGUAUUGGCUGUAUUGCAGCUCCCUAUAAAUAUCCUGAAAGGCUAAUGGCAUCAUUGAUUAACCGUGGCUGUAUAAAGUAUAUUAGACCAAAGAUUUUCUAAAGAAUACUUUGCACACUCCAGUUGCUGAAUUGAAUGGGGAUUUUAUAUAAUGUUAAGCAUAUAUGGGCCUAAUAUAUUUUGACUGAAAUUAUAAAGAACUCCAAACCAAAAAGUUUGUUUUUAAUAAUAACUAUCUGGGUUUUUUAUGAAACGUAAAUUUACUCACCGCAGUGUGCCUAAUGCCAUACCACAGUGUUUUGUAACCAAAUUAUUAAUUUUGAUCUUUGCAUAAAAUGUGGUACUAGAACUAUCAUCUAAUCAGAAUUUUAUUAGGAUUUCUACUUAAAUAUAGAUCCAAUACUUCCUACUUUGAGUUCAUUUAAUCUGUAAAUACACUUCGCCUGUUGACUUAUAUGAAUACAGCUGCAAGUUUACUGAAAUCAUUUAGCUUUUUCUUAUCUGGGCCAAUGUCCUCAUCUGCCACAGUUCCUUAUUACCCAAUACCUGCCUCCUUGGAAGCUAUUCUUUAAUCCCAGUGAUUCAGGGAACCUGGGAAAUGAGCCAGAACUUCCUGGAAGUAUCAUUACUGUGUAACGUUGUUUGGUGACUCAAGCUAUAUAAUUAUUUUUCCACACUGUUUAGAACAUUAUAAUUUUUUAAUGCAGUAUAUAAUCUGACGUAAUUGAGAUUGCAUCAUGCUUUGGAUGUCUAUAAUCAUUUAUUUAUUUAAACUUUUGUUCUGCAUCUUGGUGAAUUUGUUCAUGUUGCUUUAUUUUUCAAUGGGGUAAUAGGUGCUUAAUCCGUAUUAUAUUACUGUGUCUAUGUAAUUACUUUACUGAAACACUUACCUCAAAAACUGCUACCAGAAAGCAUUCAACAUUAGUAUGUUUGGGAGCCUUGCCAGUCCCCAACUGAAGUUUAAAUCAGCAUUCCCAAUAAUUUGUAUCUCAAACUGCCAAUAUCAGCAGGUUUUGGUAUCUCAAUUUGGAAUUUGUUGACCAAUAAGGGGACAGCACAACCUUUCCUUUGCACCACUGUUCUCCCACGCUUCCUCCAACCUCCCAAAUAAUUUGGCACUUUCCAAACCCACAGGCUCUCAAAACUGAAGCAGGACUAACUAGAGUCAGAAAGUAAGUUGGCUUGACCUGCUUAAAACCUGGUGAUUGCUUAUCAAUCACAGUUUGGAUACCUCUGUUCAAUGGGACCAGUUUUUGUUUCCAAUUCAUUUAAGUUUCUUCUGUACUUUCAUUUCCAGAAGAAAUCAAACAAUUAUAGAAUAAAAUAAUCAUCAAUUUUCACAAAGGGUGUCACACAAUGGGUGGGGUGUGGAAAAGACAUUCUGCCAUAAUUGUACUUCAGAAUGCCACGAUGGAUUAAACUGACUACUUUGCCUAAAACAAUGCAUUUGUGUGAACUACUGAAAAUUAGAAAUGAGAUUUACACUACAUCAGUUGAAAGCAUCUUCUGUAUAUUUUCUAUUAAAAAAGUUUGAGAA
Molecule: messenger RNA, 3323 nt
Organism: Rhincodon typus (whale shark)
Lineage: Eukaryota; Metazoa; Chordata; Chondrichthyes; Orectolobiformes; Rhincodontidae
Gene: gipc2
Product: GIPC PDZ domain containing family, member 2
Exons: 8
Coding region: 87-1061 (324 amino acids)
Source: RefSeq, a predicted model, not a curated record